Molecule: messenger RNA, 678 nt
Organism: Clonostachys solani
Lineage: Eukaryota; Fungi; Ascomycota; Sordariomycetes; Hypocreales; Bionectriaceae
Source: the annotation of a GenBank genome assembly
AUGGUUCCUAUCUACGGCGAGGGCGAAACAGAGGCGUUUGAAAGAUUGAAACAUGAAAUUGUCACCCGGAACAAGGCAGAUAAGGAACUCGAGGAAAGCUUCGACCAAUGCCUUGCUGAUCUCCGCGUGACUGAUCCCCGAAAUGACAAGUCAAGAAUUGAGUCGACCAAAGGCGGGCUCCUCAAGGCGUCGUAUCGCUGGACCCUGGAAGAUGAGGCGUUCAAAUUCUGGUGCGAAAACACCGAACCGCUGUUAUGGAUCAAGGGAAGUCCUGGAAAGGGCAAGACUAUGCUUCUCUGUGGGCUGAUCGACGGGCUGAGCACUGAACGACUCCCUCAUCAUGGGCGAUUAGUUUCAUACUUUUUCUGCCAGGCCACAGACUCAAACCUCAAUAAUGCACUGGCUGUGCUUCGUGGUCUGAUCUACACGAUUGUCAGACAAAACCGGGCGCUCACCAAAUACGUCUAUCAUGAAUGGAAAGUCACGGGAAAAGGGCUCUUCGAGGACUCCAAUGCCUUUGAUACCUUGGUCAUGAUCCUCGAUCAUAUUCUCGAGCAUGAUACACAGGCAGAGCGUGUUUUCAUAAUCGACGCGCUUGAUGAGUGCUCCAAGGAUCUCCCGAAGCUGCUACGCUUCAUCACUCGGCAAACAUCAGCCCGAUAUUGGAGAGCGUCUUGA